This is a messenger RNA of Anopheles aquasalis, 658 nucleotides long. It is a transcript of the gene ghi, whose product is annotated as ghiberti. The record is from RefSeq and is a predicted model, not a curated record. NCBI's taxonomy places the organism in Eukaryota, Metazoa, Arthropoda, Insecta, Diptera, Culicidae.
AUUGAGUUUUCUGUCAAAAAUUUGUUUUCUUUUGGGCGCGGAUCGGAAAUUUAUCCUCGAGGCCACUUUGCGGAGCGAGAAAACCCAAUUCCGGCCUUUUCUACGAUACCGCGCUCGUUUGCCAUGAUUCAACUGCUGGACAAAGUGCUGAGUUUCAUCAACUAUUGGUGGUUCCGAUACCUGAUGAUAACUGAACUGUACAUGGUGGAAAGUUGGGAACGAGUCACGAUUCAUGUGUUCCUGUUCGUCAUCUUUCUGCUGCAGUGGUACUUCAACUGCAAGGUGGUCCUUCCUUUCACCGGAAGCUUGUUCGGCAUACAACCUGUGGAGCAACAGCUGGCCGGAGUCGUCCGGAGCCACCCGAACUGAAUCCAUGAAAUGAUGUCGAUGGGAGCAACUGGAGAAGUAUUUACCCAAGGAUUUUGCCUUGUGCAGGGCGGCGGAACCCCGAUGGCCGCCAACAAGAUAAAUCUCAUCCAAUUUACCAUUAGCCUACCAAACACACUAACCCGAGAACGAAGAAUCUGGAACAUUUUGUAUUGACUUUGAUUCGUUGUAAGUGGAAAUCUUAUUUGUGUUUUUGCACCUAGUGUUUUAACGAAGGAGUCUCUGUCGGAAGAAGGCAAGCAAAUAGAGAGAAAUGUGACCCAGAAACCGA